AUGCCAGCUGAAGGUGUACCUUUAAAACCAAAAGACAAAAUGCUCAAAAACGAGGAGGUGUUGAGACUGGUCAAGUUAUUUGCGGACCAUGGGAUUGACAAAGUGAGACUAACUGGAGGAGAGCCAACAAUUCGAAAGGAUAUUGUACAAAUUGUUGAAGGAAUAGCGUCUACACCAGGUGUCAAAGAUGUGGGGAUCACAACAAAUGGAUUGGUGCUGCCAAGGUUUUUGCCAGAUCUAAAAAACGCGGGAUUGACUAAGGUGAACAUCAGUAUUGAUUCUUUGGACCGGCAGAAAUUCGCUAAAAUGACUCGCCGAGACGGAUUUGACAAGGUGUGGAAAUCCAUUGAACUUGCACAAGACUAUUUUCCAAAAGUCAAGCUCAACGUGGUUGUCAUUCGAAACCAGAAUGAAAAUGAAAUUGUGGAUUUUGUGAACCUCACCGCCAACCGUAACCUUGACAUUCGGUUCAUCGAAUUCAUGCCAUUUGGAGGAAACGAAUUCAAAAACGAUAAUUUCUAUGGAUAUCGAGAAAUACUCAGCUUGAUAGUUGAGAAGUUCGGAGACGACGUGAUUCGGUUGUCAGAUUCUCCGAACGAUACUACAAAGGCUUAUAAGAUUGAAGGAUUUCAAGGACAAUUCGGGUUUAUCAGCUCGAUGUCGGAUCAUUUUUGUAAUACAUGCAAUCGGUUGAGAAUUACUGCCGACGGCAAUUUGAAAGUAUGCCUCCAUGGGAACUCUGAAGUCAGUCUUCGUGACAAGAUUCGAGAUGGCUCUUCUGAUGAGCAACUUUCGGAAAUUAUCCAGAAAGCGGUCAACAAUAAGAAAGCAAGGCAUGCCGGAAUGGACGCUCUCAAAAAUCUUCCCAAUCGUCCUAUGAUUCUUAUCGGAGCAUACUCAAUUCCAUCGGUGCUCACUCAUGUUGACAGCAAUGGCCGGGCAACACAAGUCGAUGUUUCUGCGAAAGCUAACACUAUAAGAACCGCUAUAGCCAAGGGAACAAUUAUGUUAACCCCAGAGAUCUCUCGACAAGUCUCCGAAAAUACCAUCAAAAAGGGAGAUGUGUUGACUGUAGCCAAGAUUGCCAGCAUCAUGAGCGCAAAAAAAGUUGCGAAUCUGAUUCCACUAUGUCAUCCGAUACGUUUGGAUUUUGUUGAUACUGUAUUUGAGCACGACUUGGAAAAUCACCAACUUCAUUGUAUUUCUACUGCCAAAUGUGGCGGGAACACCGGAGUUGAAAUGGAGGCGCUCACCGCUUGUACAAUUGCUCUACUCACCAUCUACGAUAUGUGCAAAGCGAUAAGCCAGAAAAUGGUCAUCUCCAACAUUCACCUUAUUGAUCCAAUCCCACACCGCCCACAACCAGCUCCACGUCCAGUCUCCACUUACAUUGCCCCUGCGCCAGUGCCUCCACCAAAACCCACCGUUGAACAUCCCCAAUACGCUCCAAUUCCAGCACGUCACGACGAGCACCAAUACGCCCAUCUCCAUCAUCCUGUUGUCGCCGAGCAAGUGCCUCUUCAGCCUGUUAACAGUGCUCCAGGCGGUGGAAGACGUCCUGGAAGCAGUAUUCCAGGCGCUGUCAAUGUCUUUGGUUUUGCUUCGAAUGCUCAACCAAAAGUCAGCUAUACCCCAAUUCAAAAUGGCACGUCUUAUCAAGUUGUGACUAGUGAUUACAUUCGCGGAUUGAUCAAACUCAAGGAUUGA
This is a messenger RNA of Caenorhabditis briggsae, 1707 nucleotides long. The transcript has 13 exons. Gene Ontology annotation, molecular function: 4 iron, 4 sulfur cluster binding; cyclic pyranopterin monophosphate synthase activity; GTP 3',8'-cyclase activity. Gene Ontology annotation, biological process: Mo-molybdopterin cofactor biosynthetic process. The coding region runs from base 1 to 1707 and encodes 568 amino acids. The record is from RefSeq and is a predicted model, not a curated record. Lineage: Eukaryota; Metazoa; Nematoda; Chromadorea; Rhabditida; Rhabditidae.